Carassius carassius (crucian carp) is the source of this 1875-nucleotide messenger RNA. Its product is annotated as gastrula zinc finger protein XlCGF57.1-like. Gene Ontology annotation, molecular function: RNA polymerase II transcription regulatory region sequence-specific DNA binding; DNA-binding transcription factor activity, RNA polymerase II-specific. NCBI's taxonomy places the organism in Eukaryota, Metazoa, Chordata, Actinopteri, Cypriniformes, Cyprinidae. Gene Ontology annotation, biological process: regulation of transcription by RNA polymerase II. The record is from RefSeq and is a predicted model, not a curated record. Gene Ontology annotation, cellular component: nucleus. Bases 42 to 1778 code for a protein of 578 amino acids. The transcript has 2 exons.
CGUUUAUUAAAGAGGAGAGUGAAGACAUCACAAUUGAAGAAAUGUUCAGUAUGAAAGAUACUGAGCAACAAACAGACCUAAUACCAAUGAAAGAGAAAGUAUUGAAUGAAACUGAAGGGAAAGAUGAAUAUGGGAAUCUUCUUGAUUUCACAAAUAGAAGAGAAUCUUUUAGACAUUUACAGACUGAAAAGACUUCCACACCAAAAAAAGCUCAAAGCAAUCAUUUCACUUUCAAUCAAAAAGGAAAACUUAAAGUCCACACUGGAGAGAAUCCUUUCACCUGCCAACACUGUGGAAAAAGUUUUAUUCGUGAAUUAAGUCUUGAUGUGCAUAUGAGAGUUCACACUGGAGACAAGCUGUACACAUGCCAACAGUGUGGAAAAAGUUUCACUCAAAGAGGAAGUCUUAGCACGCACAUGAGAAUUCACGCUAAAGUGAAGCCUUACCCAUGCCCUGAGUGUGGAAAGAGUUUCCAUCAACAUGUUAACCUUAAAGCCCACAUGAGGAUACACACUGGGGAGAGCCCUUUUACCUGCCAACAGUGUGGACAAAGUUGCAAUCAUAUAAUCAGCCUUAACAGACACAUGAGAAUUCACACCGGAGAGGAGACUUACACAUGCCAGCAGUGUGGUGAGAGCUUUGCUCAACAUGUAAACCUUGAAGCCCACAUGACAAUACACAAUACAGAGAGUCCCUUCACCUGCCAACAGUGUGGAAAAAGUUUCACUCAUAAAGGAAGCUUUAACAUCCACAUGAGAGUUCACACUGGGGAGAAGCCUUACACCUGCCAACAGUGUGGAAAGAGUUUCACUCAAAAAGGGAGCUUUAAUUGGCACAUGACUCUUCACUCUGGACAAAAGCCUUACACCUGCCCUGAGUGUGGAAAGAGUUUUGCUCAUCAUGGAAAUCUUAACGUCCACAUGAGAAUUCACACUGGAGAGAAGCCUUACACCUGCCAACAGUGUGGAAAGAGUUUCACUCGUAAAGUCAAUCUUGACAUGCAUAUAAGAAUUCACACUAGAGAAAAGACAUACACAUGCCAACAGUGUGGACAAAGUUUCCAUCAUAAAGUAAGCCUUAAAAAACAUGUAAGGAUUCACACUGAAGAGAACCCUUACACAUGUCAGCAGUGUGGAGAGAGUUUUGCUCAGCGUGUAAACCUUAAGGUCCACAUGAGAGUCCACAUUGAAGAGAAGCCUUACACAUGCCUUCGUUGUGGGGAAAGUUUCGCUCAACUUGGAAACCUUAAAGUCCACAUGAGAGUCCACAAUGGAGAGAAGCCUUACACAUGCCAGCAGUGUGGUGAAACGUUUGCACAACAUGUACAUCUUAAAGCCCACAUGAAAAUACACAAUGGAGAGAGUCCCUUCACCUGCCUACAAUGUGGAAAAAGUUUCACUCAUAAAGGAAGCUUUAACGUCCAUGUGAGAGUUCACACUGGGGAGAAGCCUUACACCUGCCAACAGUGUGGAAAGAGUUUCUCUCAAAAAGGAAGCCUUAACUGGCACACGACUGUUCACGCUGGGGAAAAGCCUUACACUUGCCCUGAGUGUGGAAAGAGUUUUGCUCAUCAUAGAAAUCUUAACAUCCACAUGAUAAUUCACACUGGAGAGAGCCCUUUUACCUGCCAACAGUGUGGAAAAUGUUUCACUCGUAAGGAAUCUAUUGACAGGCACAUGAGAGUUCACACUGGAGAGAAGCCUUACACCUGCCAACAGUGUGGAAAGAGUUUUGCUCAAACUGGAAACCUUAAAGCUCACAUGAAAGUUCACACUUGACUUCCGGUAAUGCCAUGCCUGAGUCAGACUUUUAAGAACAUCGCUCAGCCCGAAUUUUUGUUUAAUCUGCCUGUUAAAAAGAAAAUUACUCCUUAAA